GAUAAUUGCGUGGAAUUAUUUUUUAAAUAUAAAGAGGAAUUUGAUAAUACUAUCUCAAGUGAAACACAGGGGAGUAUAAACCCUUGUCUAUAUUGUAAUAUAUAAGAUGGCAAUUUAAUAAUUACUUAUGAAAAUUUUACUACUGCUUGUCAGAAUAUUGGUAAAUAUAUAAUUAAAAAAAGAUAUAGUUAUAAAACUGAUAGCAACAAAUGCUGUAAAUACAUGAAUUACCGGAUAAAUAAAGAAAAUUAAUAUAGUAAGGAUUAUAGUUGGUUUAAUGGAUAUAAAGAAUUUUCCACCAAUAUAGAUAAUACAUGUAUUCGAGAAAUAAAAAAAAUUGAUAAAUAUAUUUUAGAGAAUUUAUAUGAGGAUUUUAUGAAUUUUACAUCUCAAAAGGAUAAAGCCACAAUUAGUUGAGAAAAUCCUAAAAAUUGUUAUAAAUUUUACAUUGAAAAUUACAAGGAGUGUGAAGAAAAUUGAAUGAACGAAUUUUGCGAAGAGUUAAGCAAUUUUAAAAAAGCAUAUGAUGAAACAAUGGGAGAUGUAUCUAUAUGUCCACAUGUACCAAAAAUUUCAGCACCUCCAAAAUGUUAUAUGUUUGCUACUAGUUUAACAACAACUGUCAUAUUAUUAUCUUUUAUACUAUUUGUUUUAUAUAAGGUUAAUAAAAAUUAUGCACAAUAGUGUGAAUAUUGUACCAAAAUGAGUAGGUUCAUGUUCGUAAAAAAUUACUUGCACAGUCUUUUAAAAAGGAAAAAAAUAAUUGAGCUUGAAGAACAAACAAGAGAAUUCUUACAAAAUAUACAAAAUGAAAAUAUAAAUUAUACAGAAACUUUUCAUAAUAUAACUUAACAACCUCACAGAGAU
Molecule: messenger RNA, 867 nt
Organism: Plasmodium malariae
Lineage: Eukaryota; Apicomplexa; Aconoidasida; Haemosporida; Plasmodiidae
Source: the annotation of a RefSeq genome assembly